AUGAGUUGCAUCAUGUUGUCAAAGAAGAAGACGAAAGUUCGUCUCGAUAUGAGUCGGCAAUAUCUUGUCAAAGUGAUUCGUCCUGCAAAGACUACUAUCUCCCCGAUAUCACCGUUAAAUGAUGAACAUGAAAAGAUAUAUUGUGAGCCGCCCCCUGUUUGGGCGGCGCAGCUUAUCAAGCAAGUCCACGAUCUUCAAAACCAGGUUGAGCAACUACAAGAAGAAGUCAAGACACUCCGCAAGAUUUCUGUGAAACCUUGUUCUAGCUGCGGAGAGUCAGAAGAUAAAGACGCGGACACUUUGGAGGCACUUAAGCUGAGCACGAUACCUGCAAAAAUGGGAUCAGCGGCGUUAGCAAAAACAUUUUCAGUUGAUAUUAAAAAUGAGGCGCUCGUGAGUGGUGAACACACAGCAGAGACGGAGAAUACAACUGGUGUUGAGCAACGGAUCCUCGUUCCUAGUGUUGCUGAUGGUAGCGUAAAGGAUGAUCCUGAGAAGCGGAAACUUAUGGCGGAAUACGACUAUAUCAACAUGCAGAUUAUGGCGAAUCAGACAGCUAUCGACGACGCCCUUGUCUACGUGAAGACACUCAAACAAGUCGAUGAAGCGAGUGCUGCAGAGCACCACAGUCAGAUUAUGGAGCUCGUCGUCUCAGUUAAUCAGGAAAAGGAAAAACGGGCUUCUGCGCUGGCUGUCUUAAUCGUCUAUUGCUGUCUCUUCAAGCAGAAAAGGUGGCGCUUGAAGAAGAGCAGCAACAGCUUCUGGUUAGCUUUUUGCAAGAUGACGACGAGAUCCAAAAACUGGUUAAAAAGCUACUGGCAGAACGCAAGUGUCGCACAAGCCACGACUUCCGGUGUGCUGUCCAAGCGUGUUUUGUCCGUGGAGGCCUUUCGGCGAGAACGACUCGAGCGCUCGAGCGUCUCCCACCUCACUCCCUCGCCGACCAAGGCGAUCCCCAUUCCUCUGUACCCCGGAGAGUCUCAGCAGCAGUACAGCUACAAGUUCGAGCAAUGGCUGAUGAAGAAACACAUUCAUCUCGAGUCAGUACAAAGAGAUCCGAAGCACGAACGUAAACUGUGGCUCGCCUUCGCCUUCAACACAUUGAACCCGUCGACAACAGAGAGAGUGGCGCCUCACAAUGCAACCACGAAGUCGAACGGAGAUAGUGACAGAAAAUUCGACACCUAUACGACGUCUAGUGUCUCUAUCAACGAGUAUAUGCAACAAAUGAAAGGACCAAAGCAGAAUCGACGCACAAAUGGCAAGUUAGCCAAGAUCCCCAUGCCGUUAUUCUCAGGUGAAACAAUGGACGAUUACGAGCAUGAACUUGGUCGCUGGCUUCAUCAUCGACAGCCUUCAGUGCUAUCGCUGCGGUUCAAGCCGCUCAAAGAGCGAUUAUAUCGCCAUCAAUUCGCAAACCAGCGAGUUUUGAAUAGGACAGCGUCCGUCAGCGCUAAAGAGCUGCACACACAGGAGACACGGCCACAGUCUUUACUACCAAAAGCUAAGAGUGAUGUUCAAGAAGCAAAUGAACCCACUGGGUCUCGUGAUCAAGCCAAACACAACGCUACAAAGGCUACAUCAUCAACUGAACUAGCGGCAAAGACGUCGCUGUCUCAGAAAAUUCCAGAGAUUAAGGCCGCAGAACGCGCCGUUCAAGCCCGAGUCGAUGAAGACUCCAAGAUGCGGCACUUAACAGAAGCGUAUAACCAUCUGAACAUUCAGAUUUCGAUGAACGAGACGGCUAUUGAUGACGGUCUUGACUGCAUAAAGGCCAUCAAAGAUGUGGAUGAGGCCACUGCGAUGGAGCAACACAGUCAAGUAAUGGAGCUGGUUGUCUUGAUCAACAAGGAAAAGGAGAAGCGUGCUAGUGCACUGGCUGCUUUGAUUGUCUACUAG
Messenger RNA from Phytophthora infestans T30-4, 1899 nucleotides. RefSeq lists its product as uncharacterized. Lineage: Eukaryota; Oomycota; Peronosporomycetes; Peronosporales; Peronosporaceae. The record is from RefSeq and is a predicted model, not a curated record. The transcript has 6 exons. Bases 1 to 1899 code for a protein of 632 amino acids.